GAAUUCAUUUCAACCCCCGUGCUCGCUGAGUGAAGGAUUGCGACACUUGCUGAGGCUGUUUGGUAUCGUUCCUCCUCCUAUCCACCAGCUGCCGACUGGAAAAGUGGAUCAGUCCUUCAAGUAACUCCGUAUAGUCAUAGCAACCAUCACCGGGACAACCUGUAAAUAGUUGUUGUUGAAUCCUCCAUAAGGGUGGUUGCUGAAAUACAGGACGGUUGCUCUGAGUCACCGACAUUCAACGACGAACAGUCACUGUAGCAGCAUCCACUGAUCUCAUCAAGAGAUGGAUAUGUUCACUGCAACAAGCGAAAUGGCCACGACAAUGGUACCAGAAAACAUGACAGUCGUUAGCACCAUGUCCGAUUUUCUGUCGUCUGAUUUCAGGACUGACGCAGUUGAGGCAACUAGUGUCACUACAAGCAUGACAUCUGCGUCAUUGAUGGAGUCCACGACACAAGGUGACGGUCGCAACUUUCGCUUUGAAGACCCCGUACAGCGGAUCAUCAUCGGCUGCGUCUACUGCCUCGUGGCAGUCGUUGGCUUCGCUGGGAACUUCAUGGUCAUCCUGGCUGUCAUUCUGUCAAGGAAACUCCAAAGUCGCAUCAAUGCAUUUGUCGUCAACUUGGCCGUAGCUGACGUACUUAAUUGCUGUGCUAUUCCGUUCACAGCAGUGGCUCUGUUCAGCUUGGGUGGAUGGCCUCCCGAAUUACCUCCUCUACUUUGUUCCUUCAUGGGCGGUCUUCACUUUCUUAGUCUCGAGACAAGUGUCAUGAACUUGGCAGCCAUUGCCAUUAAUCGGUAUGUCCUCAUCACCAAGACGAGUGCUACGUACCGCUCCAUCUACACACCUAAGAAGAUUGCAGCUAUGGUGGUCUUCACAUGGGUUUACUCAGCUCUGCUCUGUAGUUUACCCUUUGUCGGGAUCGGGAUGUUUGGAUAUUCGGAGAAAUACAAGACUUGUAACCAAGACAACUCCUUGGAAACCAGCGAUCUCUUUAGCCUCCUGGGCUCUGCCCUUGGAUUCCCAAUUCCUCUGAUCGUCCUGGUGGUGUGCUACAUCAAGAUUUACCGCCACAUCAAAGGCCACAUGAAGAAGUUGUCGGGUAACGAUGUGCAGCUAGCCGAGACAUCAAACUCCUCCACCGCCAGCACCAAGCGACUCACCAGGAAUCCACCUGCCAGCUUCAAUAAGCGACAGGUGCAAAUCACUAAGAAUCUGUUCUACGUGGUCUGUGCCUUCGUUGCUUGCCUGGCUCCCUUCGGCAUCGCCCUGAUGGUACCACCCAGCGAUCCAGCCAUUCCUUGGACCGGGAUGAUCGCCAUCGUCAACAGCGCUAUCAACCCGAUCAUCUACGGGGCCAAACACCCACACUUCAAGGAGGUGUUUCGUCACAUGUUGCGGUGCCGGUACCGUAUGAUCCCUGAACCUUCUGGAUGCCUCCGUAAGAUCAGAUCUAGAUAAGAUGCUCCACAGUUGCUUUUCAUAGCAUACGGAGCGCGAGAACGAGAACAUCUCUUAACUGACUGAAUGAAGUAAGGGGGGUGAAGACACUCGAAAAAUAAAUUCUGCCGAUUAAAAAAUUCCCCGUAAAUGACUGAAUUGUUUUUGAAGUGUUUUUUUUUUUUUAAAUCAACGAUUUCCUCUGCAUUAUUUCUGUCAGUUUUAUGAAACGAUUCAAAACAAAUGACUUUUUUUGGUAGUUUAACCGAAUUUUUUUUUUUAUGUAUUAAGUAUUAAUGAUAUAACAUGUACGUCUCGUGUGAAGAAAAAAACGCCAACUGGCGUUUAUUUGCAGAUAUUUUUUUUCAAUAAUCUUAAAUAAAAAAAAUCCGUAUGUCUGUAUGCCGAAGCUUAAAAGUGCACAUGGCAAGUGACAUCUGAUGAACUUAUAUAUUAAUACAUGUAUCCGAGACAAUUGUAUAUGAAUUUACAAUUUCGUCAGUGAAUGUAUUGCAGUGUAAUUAGAUAUGUAAUUUCCAUCUUUGCAUGUAUGUUUACCUUUAUAAUUAUAUCAAUGUUAUAAUGUAUCACAUGUUAUCUUUAAGAUGAACUUAAGGUCAAAUUUUAAAAUCUUUUUAGAGUAAAAGCUACUGCGAUUUUGUGUUCUCGUUUACUGAAAUGUAAAGGUCAUCAUUAUCAACGUAACAUCAAUAUACAUGUACAGCAAAGUCUAA
This is a messenger RNA of Patiria miniata (bat star), 2175 nucleotides long. RefSeq names its product alpha-1B adrenergic receptor-like. Gene Ontology annotation, biological process: G protein-coupled receptor signaling pathway. The record is from RefSeq and is a predicted model, not a curated record. Gene Ontology annotation, cellular component: membrane. NCBI's taxonomy places the organism in Eukaryota, Metazoa, Echinodermata, Asteroidea, Valvatida, Asterinidae. The coding region runs from base 284 to 1462 and encodes 392 amino acids. Gene Ontology annotation, molecular function: G protein-coupled receptor activity. The transcript is spliced from 2 exons.